ACAUCUAUCCUUCAUUUUUGUAUCGUUUGUCGUUUUACAUUUUUUAAGCGUCCAUGUUGAAUAUUUUCCGUAAAACGAAAAUUUCUUUCAAAAAGUGUGUCUUCAAUUUUACUAAAAAAGUGCAUCCUAAUUAGAAAUUAAUUAUAAUAAAAUUAAUCGCAAGUAUUCGUUUAUUAUUUUGCGAAAUAAUUCAAUUCCUUCAAAUUGUUGCAAGUGUGUUUAAAAUCAGUUUGAAAAUCUUGCCAUUGUCAGCGCAUUACAGCAGAAUAUAUUAUAAAAAAUAUAUAAAAACUUGACCAAUUUAUGAAAUAAAAUUGAAAAAUAAAAAAGUAGUUGGGGGUAUUGUUUUUUGAGCAAAAAUGAGUGUCGUCGCCGCCUCAGCCACCGCUGCUAAGAUUCUUGAUGAACAGAAGACAAUUUUAAAGACUUGCGGCUCCGCUGCUGCUGCAGCUGGUGCCGAUCAUAAUAAUAGCAUAUCGGACAAUAAUGACGAAAAUCAUGUUUUACAUAAACUUAACACAGCGCCAUCGUCAACGACAUCUGCAACUACUAUUGGUUCUAACGAAGGAGGUAGUGUUGUUCUACACCCUCCAGCUUCGCAAAUCAUCAGCAACAACAAUUUUUCAUCAACCUCGACACUUCUAGCCACGACCUCUGCUGCCACAGAAACAAUUUACACAGCCCAGCAUCGACGAUUGUUGGAAGAAAUACACAGUCUAAAAAUUGAACAAAGUCGGGUUCAACAGCAGUUUAUCGAUGCUCAACGCCGGGAAAAAAUACUUAUGCGUAGACUUGCCAACAAAGAACAGGAAUUCCAAGACUAUGUCAGUCAAAUCGCGGAAUACAAAGCUGCUCAAGCUCCGGGCCCCGCAGCCUUACGAACUGCCCUCCUUGACCCUGCUGUCAAUUUACUCUUUGAAAAACUUAAGAAAGAGUUACAGGCAACCAAAGCGAAACUCGAAGAUACUCAGCAAGAAUUAUCAGCUUGGAAAUUCACACCGGAUUCAAAUACAGGAAAACGGUUAAUGGCAAAGUGCCGACUACUGUAUCAGGAAAAUGAAGAACUUGGAAAAAUGACGUCAAAUGGACGCUUAGCAAAGCUUGAAACCGAACUGGCCAUGCAGAAAAGCUUUGCAGAAGAAGUUAAAAAAUCUCAAUCAGAACUCGAUGACUUCCUUCAAGAACUUGACGAAGAUGUCGAAGGAAUGCAAAGUACAAUUUUAUUUUUGCAGCAAGAAUUAAAAACCACCCGAGAUCGCAUUCAAUUUUUAGAAAAAGAAAACUAUCAACUCAAAAAUGGAAUAACCGACGAGACUACCGAUAUCACAGUUGCAUCAUCACCAUCCGCCCAACAGCAACACCUUUCUAUGAACGGUGCCGCAAUCAAAGGAUCCAUAUCCCUGAAAUCAUCAACUAAUUAUUCUCCACCUUCCAUUACCAGUUCUACAAAUACUAAAUUUGUUCCCAGUGCUAAUUUUAAUAUUCUCAGUGGCAGCAACCUUGAGACGAUCGAAGAAAACUCGUGUUUGAGGACGCAAAAUCCCAACUUCAACAGUAACAGUGGUAAUAAAACGUUGGGUAGUGCAAGUAGUAGUGAGUUUUUCAACGGAGCCAGUUCAAAUGACGCUAACGGUAACUACUCUGAGCUAACACAACCCGUGUCCGCGAACAGCGACGAUCUGAUUAUUGACGCUAGCAGUAAUAGUAACAGUGCUGUGGGUGGUAUAACUGUAAAAACAAGACUUAACUCGCGAAAACGUAACUUUGAUAGUGAUUCAAGUGAAUGCGGCAGCACAAAUGGCACAAUAACGCGAAAUGCUGUUGUUAAAAAAUCUAAAAAGAAGACUCGUCGCUCUUCUUCGGUUUUGUCGAUUGAUUUGAAUGAAGACGAUUCUCACAUUGGAGGGGAUUCGGUUGAUCGAAGUGAUGACGAAAAUAGCAAUAGCCAGCCAACCCGAGUAAUGACCAGACGAAAGUCUGCUCGAAAUCAUCAUAAUGGCGGCGAGUCAAAUAUAUAAACAAAAAAUUAAUGAUACAGCAAUAGGGAUAUUUUUAUUUUAAAUAUUUGCCUCUUACUGAAGGUAAAUACUUAUUUAGGGGCCGGUUAAAACAAUCAAAAAAUGCAUCAGAUAAAAAGAAACAGUUGAAAUUGAAUAUUUUUUCCAGAUGAUCAUUUAUAGCCACACAAUCAACCUUCCUCUUCUUUUUCCUGUUGAAAUUACAAUUUUUUCAUUUUGUUCGAAAUAUUAAUCAGCUGGACCAAAAAAUAAAUUUGCAUCAGGAAAACAAAUAAAUACAAUUUUAGCAAAAAAUUAUAGCUCCAUUGUAAAUUAUAUAUUAUGAUUCAUUUUUCUGGUCGUUAUAACCGGUAUCUUAGGUAGUAUGAAUUAUUUUAAUAAUUUGUUUUACUUUGCUUUUACAUAAAGCAUAGGAAAGAAUAUAAUUUCUAAGAUUGAACAACUUUUUCACUUGGUUAUUUUGUGCGCAUCUAUUUUUUUUUUAUUGUUCUCUCUUAAAUGAUUUGCAAUAAGUUAUUAUUAUUCAAUUACUUGUACAAAAAAAAAUAAAUAAAUAAAACGAAACUAUAAAUGAUUUUUCAGAAAUGUAAUUAAAAUUGAAUUUGCGAAAAAUCAAAACAACUUUAUUUAAAAUAGUACACAACUUAUAAA
Molecule: messenger RNA, 2669 nt
Organism: Episyrphus balteatus (marmalade hoverfly)
Lineage: Eukaryota; Metazoa; Arthropoda; Insecta; Diptera; Syrphidae
Gene: fl(2)d
Product: pre-mRNA-splicing regulator female-lethal(2)D
Exons: 6
Coding region: 360-2018 (552 amino acids)
Biological process (GO): regulation of alternative mRNA splicing, via spliceosome
Cellular component (GO): nucleus
Source: RefSeq, a predicted model, not a curated record